This is a messenger RNA of Ascochyta rabiei, 1590 nucleotides long. RefSeq names its product Threonine--tRNA ligase. Gene Ontology annotation, cellular component: cytoplasm. Gene Ontology annotation, molecular function: threonine-tRNA ligase activity; ATP binding. Bases 1 to 1590 code for a protein of 529 amino acids. Lineage: Eukaryota; Fungi; Ascomycota; Dothideomycetes; Pleosporales; Didymellaceae. The transcript has a single exon. The record is from RefSeq and is a predicted model, not a curated record. Gene Ontology annotation, biological process: threonyl-tRNA aminoacylation.
AUGCCACCAGCGCUGCGAUCUGCAUUGCGGGCUCCAUUGCGUCAGCUUUGGAGACGUCAGCAUGCUACAACACCAACCCGGAGCUGCUCGUGCUCUUCGCCGCACCAGUUCCAAGCUUCGAUAAAGCACUCCUCGUCCGAUGUCGAGCUCAAUCCCACAGCUACGGCUGCCGAGCCACCAACACCCGCGCUCGACCAUCGCACGCUCGCAGCGACACACAAUCUUUUCGUGACGUCGCCAUACAGCCCCGGUUCGCCGCUCAUCCUCCCCAAUGGUGCCUAUGUCUUCCAGAAGUUACAGGCUUUCCUCCGCGCGCAAUAUCCACAGUUUGGCUUUCAAGAGGUCAUCACACCCAUAAUAUACAAGAAGUCGCUCUGGGAGAAGUCUGGUCACUGGCAGAACUAUGCCGAGGACAUGUUCAGUGUGGAGGGAAGAGACAAGAAGGGCGAGGACGAGGAAGAGUUUGGGCUGAAGCCCAUGAACUGCCCCGGCCAUUGCUUGCUGUUCAGCACCGACAUCAAGAGUUACCGUGAUCUUCCUGUCCGCCUGGCAGAUUUCAGCGCGUUGCACAGAAAUGAGAUCUCAGGAUCGCUGACUGGCUUGACGAGGGUGCGAAGAUUCCACCAGGACGAUGCGCACAUCUUCUGCCGCCAAGACCAGAUCUUAACCGAGAUCGAGCAGACGCUGAAGUUUGUUGGCAUGGUGUACGAGACCUUCGGUUUGGGUCCGUACAAGCUGCUCCUGUCGACACGCCCAAAGGACAGUUUUAUCGGCAGCGUUGAAGAAUGGGAUAAAGCUGAGGCACAGCUCACUACUGCGCUAAACAACAUUGGUGGCGAAUGGGCCAUUAACGAAGGCGAUGGCGCAUUCUACGGCCCUAAGAUCGACAUUAUCUUGAAAGACUCGAACGGCAAGGAGCACCAGACUGCGACCAUCCAGCUUGACUUCCAGCUGCCACAGCGUUUUGAUUUGCAGUACCAGGCCUCGCCAGAGGAACUGGAGACAGGCUCGACAUCGUCGAUGGACGUUGGCCUCGACUCAGCCUACCGUCGUCCGGUCAUUGUUCACCGUGCUAUAUACGGUUCGAUCGAGCGCUUCAUGGCCCUACUGAUCGAGCACUAUGCGGGCAGAUAUCCCUUUUGGCUUUCUCCGCGACCAGCCAUAGUUUUGUCGCUCAACUCGGACCCUGCUGUUCUGCAACACGUCUCUCGCAUACAGUCUGUACUUUCGGGAGUACAAUCUCACGAAAUGCCGGUGCCCGAUCCCUCCUCAGCACCGAAACCUCUGCCGCUCUCGAACAUCCACUUGCCAAUCGACGUCGACACGACCAAUCGGCCACUUGGCAAGAAAAUCGCCGAUGCAAGGAGCAAGAAAUACAACCACAUCAUUGUGGUGGGCAAUAGAGACGUCGAAAGCGGUGGCAUGAACAUGCAGAUUGUGAACCAGCCUGGCGAGGAAACAGCCAUACGCGUGCUGGAGGAGGCUUUGGGGCGACAACUUACAGAAACAGACAAGUCCAAGAAGCAAACCAGCAUCGGCUUGGUUGGUGCGAGGAAAUAUUUUGAGAAUCUAGUCACCUCUUAUUUGUAG